AUGGAAAUUGACUCGAAAACUCCAAAGGAUACUUUCAAUAAAAACCCCAAAACUCGUACAAGCUAUGGUCUGCCAUCUGCAUCAGUGUGUCCAGAUUUACCUCGAGGAUCAGUAUCAAAUCUUGUCGAUCUAUAUGAAAAAAGGAUCAGAAAAAAUUCUCCAAAGAAUUCUUAUGCCCCUGGAAGAGCAGACGAUAGAUCUUUUAACACAAAUUCAAAAUCUGCGACAACAAAUCCUUCAAAUGAGCUUCCCGACCAUGAAGUUAUUAGCAAAAAUGAAUUAUCCGUCCAAACUGAAGACUGAAAUGAUUUAUUGGAGCGUCAGAAAAACAUAUCCUCAUCUUAUUCACAAAUUUACCAGCUGGAAAGUUUUCUUAACGCAAGCACGCUCAAAGAAACUGGGGUUCUUAUAUCAGCAGAGUCUAUUUUACACCACAGAAAGGACGCUUUAAAUAUUUAUAAACAGUUUACGACUAGUAUUAUGCCAUCUUUUGAUAAAGAUCAGAAAAAUGGUAGCAUUUUAAAUUAUAGCAAUAUAGAUAGGUGGAAAGGAAGGAGAAAUAGCGAUAUAAAUAUAAUUCCUAAUUCCCGGAAUGAAGAUUAUUAUCAAUCAUUUGUUACAGAAGUUGAUUUAUUGUGUGUUAAUUGUUAUGAGUGUAUUCCGAUAAAUGAAGUUAAUAAGCAUUCACAUGUAUGUACUGUUCCAAAGGUGGAGGAAAAUGAAUGUAUUUAUAUAGAUGCAAGGGUUAGGAAAAUAGUAAAUGCAAUAUUUUCAAGAGUUAUUGAAGCUUCUGGAGAGCGGCUUACAGUGCUAAAACAUUUGCAAGAUUUAGGAAAUGCAAUAUUGACACAAUCAAUGGUAUAUUGUAUAUAGAAACCUGUGAAGAUUUUAGAACAGCUCUCAUCAAUUUCAAAUCUGGAUAAUAUCCCUAAGAUAGGUGCUUCGUGUAUUGUGUUUGCAAAAAGGCUUAUCCAUCUGAUGGAAAGCAGAAUCCGAAUUAAGCGUAACGAAAAAUUUAAAAAGUCCACACUUGCAUCAAUUGAAGAUAAUUCUCCAGAAAGUAAUAAGGAUCUUGCUAAAUGAAAAUUCAAGCCUGAUAUGCUCCACCACAUAGCACGUCCGACUGGCCUAAGUAAAGUUUCAAGCGGAGUUGGCUCACAUUUUGAAAGACCAAGUGGAGAUUCAUAUAUCUCUAAUAAUCAAGACGCUAAUCCAAGCUUCUCAGAAAAUAAUUCUCAUACCUUAGAAGAAUACUCAAAUGAAGAGCUAGAAAAAUAUUUUUUCACAGUGGCUCUAUCGAAAAAAAUGGAAUUUCCGACAAAUCACCCUGUGAAUACUGUCAGUAUUUCGCAGCUUUUCAAGAAAUGUAAAGCUGAAAAUAUUCCACCGGCUUAUUGGGAUAAUUAUAUUGUAUCAGAGUACUCAAAGUUAUGCUAA
Blepharisma stoltei is the source of this 1437-nucleotide messenger RNA. Lineage: Eukaryota; Ciliophora; Heterotrichea; Heterotrichida; Blepharismidae. The record is from the annotation of a GenBank genome assembly.